AAAAAUUGUCGUGCGCAUGAUCACCACAAGUGUCAACAUGGCUAAAAAUUAAAAUAUGGUGUCCUGUCAAAAACGAUAAUGGAUUUGUAGAUAAGAUUAGAAAUCGCUUUCAAGAUCCGUUGUUUGCAGAACGAAGACAAAUAUUUUAGAAAAAAUGUCCGGUUUUGACGAUAAUCCCUUCGGUGAGCCAACAAUUGACAACCCUUUUGCGGAUCCUUCGGUUCAACAGGUUGCCAGGAACACCAAUGCCCAAAUCAAUGUCAAUGAUUACAACCCGUUUGAUAAUCAACCCCAAAACACAAGGCCUAUGGGGUACAACCAACCCAACACGACGCCUGCGAUCAUGCAGCCGACACAAGAACCACCUGCCUACACCAAAAGCGGCCAACAGAUACACGAGCCCAAGCCGGCUCUCAACACGGAAGAGCUGCAAAGACGUCAGGAAGAGCUGGAGAGGAAGGAAGAAGAGUUAGCUCGACGGGAGGAAGAAAUGCGGCAAUCGUCGUAUAAUGUAAGACGUAACAAUUGGCCGCCUCUUCCCGAACAGUGUUGCUUUCAACCGUGCUUCUACCAAGACAUCCAAGUGGAUAUACCUUUAGAAUUCCAAAAAAUAGUGCGUUACUUGUACUAUCUUUGGAUAUUUCACGGAAUAAUAAUGUUGGUGAACGUCCUAGGCGGAAUAGUAUUGCUAGACUUUAUGAUUAUCGGACUUGGAAUUUUGUAUAUGGUGUUGUUUACCCCGUUUUCUUACUUGUGCUGGUUCCGACCGGCAUAUAAAGCAUUCCGUUCCGACUCGUCGUUCAAUUUCAUGGUGUUCUUUUUCAUAUUCUUCUUUCAGUUUGUUGUUACACUUAUACAAGCAAUCGGAAUUCCCGGUUCCGGGACUAUUGGGAUCUUUACUGCCAUUAAAACGUUCAAUAACGAAGCCUGGAGCAUAAUCAAAGGAAUUCUGGCGCUGAUUAUUGCAGCAGGGUUUGGGUGUGCAGCAGCUGCUGACUUGUUUUUGAUCACGAAGAUUCAUCGCAUGUACAGGAGUACCGGAGCUAGUUUAGCCAAAGCUCAACAAGAAUUCACGACUGAGUUUCUGCGUAAUCAGCAUGUGCGAAACGCUGCAAGUAACGUCGCUGCAGCGGCUGUGCAAUCACAGUUUAGCCAAAACACAAAUCCUAGAUACUAAAGAUUAGUCCAACUGUUGUACUCUUCGAUCUUUCUCAGUAUUUAGUCUUUUUUAAUUGCGUUGAUUGUUAUUCAAAUUAAAACACUUGUGAACGUGAAUUAAACUGAAAAUCACAUGUCUAUGGUUUUGUUAUAUAAAUAUGUAUAUUUCUCUGAUGAAAAUCUAUGUCUGGAGAAGUCGGAAUUGUUAGGUUGUAUUGUAAAUAUAUAUUUUUGCAUUAGUUUCCUAAUGGUUUAAGAAUCAUUUGAUAAACAAAACACAGCUUGUACUUAAUCAUAGGCUUUGUUACAAUUAAUCUUUUUUCAUCACUGAAUAAUAUCCUAGAGUAGUUGUCUGUGUUAUUUAUGUAAUGAUUAUCCGGUACUUUGUAUAUUGAUUUUAUUAAUCUGUUCAUUCGUUCCAGUUUUCUUAUUGUUUUGUAACAUGUAAGAUACACUAAUAUAUUAUAAAAAACC
Tribolium castaneum (red flour beetle) is the source of this 1632-nucleotide messenger RNA. It is a transcript of the gene Scamp, whose product is annotated as scamp. The transcript is spliced from 7 exons. Gene Ontology annotation, cellular component: trans-Golgi network membrane; recycling endosome membrane. Bases 155 to 1177 code for a protein of 340 amino acids. The record is from RefSeq and is a predicted model, not a curated record. Gene Ontology annotation, biological process: protein transport. Lineage: Eukaryota; Metazoa; Arthropoda; Insecta; Coleoptera; Tenebrionidae.